Molecule: messenger RNA, 1909 nt
Organism: Schistosoma curassoni
Lineage: Eukaryota; Metazoa; Platyhelminthes; Trematoda; Strigeidida; Schistosomatidae
Source: the annotation of a GenBank genome assembly
CUCACCUUGGUCGAGACAUAAGAGAUCUUGAAUUUAUGGAGGUCAGAAGGAGAAAUGUGCAUACCACCAACAAAGGUCCGAGGCCUAGUGUCUCACAAAUAGUGAAUGAGCUAGAUGUCUUCCCAAAACUUCCACGAGAAUGCAAAAAAUCAACAUGGAGUGGUGGUCUAGUUACUAUUCUAACAUUUUGUUGCAUAUCUUGGUUGCUUAUAAUGGAAUGUCGAAGUUAUCUUGAUCCCCCCGUCAAUUAUUCUUACGAAUUAGAUAAAUCUACCUCUGGAAAAGUAAAAGUCAAUAUUGACAUUGUUGUUGCCUCACCAUGCCAUGAUGUUUCAAUGGAUGUGGUGGAUACUUCUGGGUCCUCUCUGUCUGAUGAAGAGAAUAUUCAGUACUUACCAACAUCUUUCGAACUUAGCCCAUCAGCCCGAGCCGCAUUCAAAUAUCGACAAUAUAUAGCUGGGGCUCUCCGUGCAAAACAUCAUACUAUACAGCAUUGGUUGUGGAAAUAUGCCUCUGAGACAAGUGUUUUCACAGACUUUGAAGUCCCUGUGGUUAAUAAAAAGGUUUCUGAUGACCGAAAUUCUGAUGCUUGUCGAAUCGUUGGUACUUUGUUCGUUAAAAAGGUUGGAGGAAACAUACAUAUACUAUUUGGGAAACCUCUGAACGGGUUCGGUAAUUUUCAUCUACAUGUUGUACCAUUUUCAAGCCAAUCGGUUCAGAAUUUCAGUCAUCGAAUAAAUCAUUUUUCUUUUGGUGAUCUAGUUAAUGGACAAAUACAUCCGUUAGAAGCUGUUGAAUCUGUUACUGAUGUUGCCUUUACAUCAUUUCAAUAUUUUGUCACAAUGGUCCCUACCAAAGUGGUUAAUCAUUUUCAUAUUACAGAAACUUAUCAGUAUGCAGCAACUUUACAGAUGGAUAGUGGCUAGCGGUAGAAUCCAGGACGUGCGUUUCGUCCUAUUUGGGACUCGUCAGUUGGAUGUACCUGCAUCUGAGAGUUGAUGGUCACUCUGGGACUCGUAUCCAGUACCGUUCGCUUCAAACGCCAUCGCGUUAUCCACUUAGCUACUAAGUCCUAAUAGAACAAUUAAUCAUGAUGCUGGAAGUCAUGGAAUACCUGGAAUAUUUUUUGUUUAUGAUACUUUUCCAUUAGUUGUAAAAAUAACAUAUGAUCGUGAAUUAUUAGGGACAUUUUUUACUCGACUUGCUGCAUUAGCCGGUGGAAUAUUUGCAACAGUUGCUUAUCUACGUGAAAUAUUAUCAAAUUUACCUGAUAUUUUAUUUAGAACACGUUUAGGUCGUCAAUGGAAUAAUAGUUGGACACGUGGAAAACGAAAUAUUUGCAUUAAACUAUCUGAACAUCUUCCAAAUAGUUUAGAUAAAACUGGUUUUUUAACUCCAUCAUUAGAGAAUGUAUUAAAUCCAGACUCAGAUACUUGAUUUAGACAAUUUAGUCUCCAAUUCAAUGAAUUACUCUAUUGUAGUCAUUAUUAUUAUUAUUAUGAACACUAUUACUUUUCACCAGCUCUAUCUGUUUUCUGUAUCUAAUAUUACCUUUUCUGUGAUUUGUAUUUAUCGGCACAAUGUUUAUGUAUGUAUGUGUGUGUGUGUAUAUAAAUGAGUAUAACUUUUUUUGUCUUGUACUGCUGAAUUACUUUUGUGUACAGUAUCUUUGACCUUUAAUAUCCAAUGUAUUCACAUACUUCACUCUAGUUCCUUUAUGAAAUUUUGUAUGUUUCUAAAAGAUUUUUUUAUUUUAAUAAAAUAAUAACUACUAAUACUACUAGUACUGCUGCUUAUCUUAUGCAUAAUUGUUAAAAUUAGUUUUCGGUUUGUUGUAUAUAUUUCUAUAUUUUAUUGAUUUUAUACCUGUAAGGAAUGAUAUCUACUUAAAGAAACAAUAAUGGUGAAA